Bacillus rossius redtenbacheri is the source of this 3152-nucleotide messenger RNA. RefSeq names its product beta-hexosaminidase subunit beta-like. Gene Ontology annotation, molecular function: beta-N-acetylhexosaminidase activity. The transcript has 8 exons. The record is from RefSeq and is a predicted model, not a curated record. Gene Ontology annotation, biological process: ganglioside catabolic process; glycosaminoglycan metabolic process; carbohydrate metabolic process. Gene Ontology annotation, cellular component: membrane; lysosome. Bases 50 to 1603 code for a protein of 517 amino acids. Lineage: Eukaryota; Metazoa; Arthropoda; Insecta; Phasmatodea; Bacillidae.
CCGGCCGGCGGCGGCGUGGUCCCGUCUCGCUUACGCUAGUCGAUAAGAGAUGGCGCGCGGUGUCGGAGCUUCUCUAGCCGGCUGGCUGCUCCUGCUGUCUUGCGCGCGGCUGGGGGCGUCCGCCUCCACGGAGUUCGGGCCCCAGGUCGCCGCCACGAAGGGCGAGGUGUGGCCCAAGCCCAGCCGACAGGUCUACUACGACGGCUACCUGGUCGUCAGGCCGUCCGUGUUCACGUUCAAGGUGACGGGCCACACGUGCGCGCUGCUGCAAGAGGCGCUGCAGCGCUACUCGGCGGUGCUGCGCGCCCACGUGGCCUCCGGGGGCGGCGCCCCGGGCAGGUCCUCCUGGCGGCACCAGCCCCGGGUCCAGUCCCUGGGCCAACUGCAGGUCCGACUGAUGGCGGCCUGCGCCUCCGAGCCCAGCCUCCACAUGGACGAGCACUACGAGCUGCGCGUGAACAGCCCGGACCUGCCUGGAAGCGGCCUGCUGACCAGCCAAUCAGUGUGGGGGAUCCUCAGGGGCCUCGAGACGUUCUCCCAGAUCCUGCACCGGGACGAGUCCGGCAAGGCGCUGAGGGUGAACAGCACCGCAAUAAUGGACUUCCCCCGGUUCACCCACCGUGGUCUGCUGCUGGACACUUCCCGACACUUUCUGCCCACGGCCACCAUCAGGACCAUCCUGGACGGCAUGGAGAUGAACAAGAUGAAUGUCUUCCACUGGCACAUCGUCGACGACCAGAGCUUCCCCUACCAGAGCGACAUCUUCCCCCUGCUGAGUAAGAAAGGUGCUUAUCAUCCAAAACUCAUCUACACCCAGAGUGACAUCAAGAACAUCACGGAGUACGCUCGCCUCAGGGGCAUAAGAGUCCUACCGGAAUUCGACUCUCCAGGCCACACCCUUUCCUGGGGCCAAGGCCAGCCCGAGCUCUUGACGUCGUGCUACAAGGACGAUGAGCCAGACGGGACGUACGGCCCGAUAAACCCGAUCCUCAACUCCACGUACAAGUUCGUCCGCACGCUGUUCAAGGAAGUGGUCACCCUGUUCCCCGAUGACUACCUGCACCUCGGUGGGGACGAGGUCAGCUUCGACUGCUGGCAGAGCAACCCGAACAUCACCGACUUCAUGAGCUCGAACGGCAUCGGCAACUACUCGGAGCUGGAGCAGUACUACAUGCAGCGGGUGGUGAACAUCACCAGCGGCCUGGGGGCCAGGUCCAUAGUCUGGCAGGAGGUGUUCGACAACGGCGUGGUCAUCCCGGACAGAACCGUGGUCCACAUCUGGACCGGCGACCAGGAAGAGCACCUGGAGAAGGGGUUCGGUCGGGACUGUGCCGUGUGUCUGCUCGCCGGGGCAGGUGACGGCGGCCGGACACCCAGCUCUUCUGUCCACCUGCUGGUACCUGGACCACCUUCUGUCGGGCGGCGACUGGAGGAAGUUCUACGAGUGCGAGCCGACCAGCUUCAACGGGACCGAGGCCCAGAAGCGGCUGGUGAUGGGCGGCGAGGCGUGCAUGUGGGGGGAGGUGGUGGACGAGAGCAACGCGGUGUCCCGGGUCUGGCCCAGGGCCUCGGCCACGGCAGAGAAGCUGUGGUCCAGCGCUGACGCCGACUCGGAGGAGGGAGCGGCCCGUCGUCUGGAAGAGCACUACUGCCGCAUGAAGAGGAGGGGCGUGGGCGCGCAGCCUCCCAACGGACCCGGCUACUGCCUCUAGUCCGCUCCGAUCGCAGCGUCUCGCACUGGCUAGGGACCGGGGAAAUUUUCGAGACUUGUUCUUUGAUUCAGCACGAACCGCAAAAAUCAGAGGUGUAUGGUAAAAUAUUUGUGAUAUUAGUCAUAAGCGGGACAAGGGUCAACAGCGUUUUUGUAUUCAAAUUUUUUUUUUUUUAUUUAAGAUCUACAAAUCAUGACAGCACUGAAAACUGGAUCCUAACAUGUUUUGUUAAGGCUUGGUCGUAACAUGCAUUCUCAUUCCAUCUCUGUCAAAAUGUAUGUUUGUGCUGCUUCUAGGCUGUACCACAAAAUAAGAGAUGACUUACUCUCCUCCCCUAAAUAUUAAUAAUAAUAAUAAAAGCCCAUUGCAUACAGCACACAGUUUUUUUUUAUUUAGAAAAGUUUCAGUAUGUAACCUUAUUUUAGUGAAAAAUAAAUUGUAUGAAUGUGAAACAUUACAGAAUUGUGUGAAAUAAUCGUGCUCUGUGUACUAUUAUAUACGUCAUACAAUGUAUGACCACAUUAAUUGCUGAUAAUAAGAUGUUUUAAAGGCUGCAAAAGUUUGAAUUUUAGUUUUCUGAAUACGGAAGCCGAAAAUGGAAUCAAACAAUAGUCAUAGUUGAAAGUCGUGCUACCAUUGGAGAAGACCAACCCCAAAAUUAAAUUCUUACCACGGCACUCACAGAGAUGAUUUAAUGCCUAUCAAAAAUGAGUUCCAGAGAGAGUGCUUUUCACUUGGCAUUUGGACAUCAGCUGAUGUCGUCGAACCACGAAAUUUUCUUGUCCUUAUUCAUUGCUUAUGUUGACAGGUACCCUGGUGAAGGUAUAUUUUGCUAUAAACUUCCCUAAAAAUGUUUAAGGAACUGGUACAUAAUAUUGAGCAUUAAUAUGUAAACUGUAUCAAUGUUAUGGUAAUCAUGAUUGUAACCAGGGGUGCAACAACAGGGGGGGGGGGGGGGGGCAAGUGUAUUAUGCCCCCUCUCUGGAACCUUGAAGUGGGGGCAAACGGGGGCAAAGAAAGUGCUGUGUAAUCAAUUUUUAGAUAAUUAAACUGCUUAAAUAACACCAUUUUCCACCUUAAAAUACAAAUUUUCCCGGGGGAGGACCCCCCACUUAAUAGGGGGGAUCGAUGAUUCUUUAUAAAAAGGUAUAUUGCCCCCCCUUUGGAAAUUUAGUUGUUGCGCCCCUGACUGUAACCAUCAUAACAUAGCUUUCUCAAGGAAGCCAAAAACUCAUAUCAAAGCGCAAUUUGAAUAUGUAUGUCAUAUUUUAUGAUGAGUUGGAUACUUUUUUUUUUAAAGAUAUGUAAAAUUUCUGGGGAAAAAUAAUUAUGUAUAAACAAUUUGUAAAAUUUUUCUGUUGCUUGUGAAAAGUGAUAAGAUUUGUCAUAAUAUUGUUAGUAGAUGUUACUUUUACCUAUUAAAUUUUAUAGCAAUACCAA